This is a messenger RNA of Drosophila arizonae, 2735 nucleotides long. It is a transcript of the gene Octbeta2R, whose product is annotated as Octopamine beta2 receptor. The record is from RefSeq and is a predicted model, not a curated record. Gene Ontology annotation, biological process: positive regulation of MAPK cascade; adenylate cyclase-activating adrenergic receptor signaling pathway. Lineage: Eukaryota; Metazoa; Arthropoda; Insecta; Diptera; Drosophilidae. Gene Ontology annotation, cellular component: plasma membrane. Gene Ontology annotation, molecular function: octopamine receptor activity.
AAUUUUAGAAAACGAAAGAACAAAAAUGAACAGAAUUAAAACGCAGUCGCUUGAAGCAAGCAAAAAACCAAUCAGCGAGCAGAGGCUGCUACAACAACAAAUAGAGUAAAAUAAAAACAGAAGCCGCAUAGCCAAAACGCGAGCGAGUCCAGCAACAGCGACGUCUCCAUAAUAAUAUUAUCUUUAACAACAGCAACAACAACAACAACAACAAGUACUACAACAACAACAACGACAGUCGAGCUGAGUGGGCGUCGGCUAGCGUUGGCAAGGACAGCCACCAAGAGCGACACGAACGCUGAACGCUGAACGUUGGCGUUGACGUUGACGUUGACGUCUCCCUCGCCGUCUCCCUCGCCGUCUCUCUGUCGUCCCGCUGCCGUGUGCGUCGCCUUUGCCGUCGCACGGUCCGCGAAUCAAUUUCCGUUGCGGUGGCCGUUUCAGUUUUGAUUUCAACGUCGCUAGCGCCACGCGUGUCGCGAAUCCCUAAUGGCGCAGCUGCUCGCCCAGCGAAUUAACACAAGUGCAAGAGAUUGAGACCAAGACCCAGACCGAGUGCGAGUGCGAGUUCGAGUUCGAGUUCGAAUCCGUUUGAGAGGCUAGCGAAAGCGGGCCAAGAGCAGCCGCAACAGCUGCAAGUGAAACCAAGCAAAAAGCUACAAAAAGAAUAUUUGAGAAAGCGAGUGAAAGAGCUCCUGUCCGUGCCGUGCCUGUGACUGUGACUGUGACUGUGACUGUGUCUGUGUCUGUGUCUAUGCUAAAGUCAAGUCAAAUGCCAGCUAGUCCGUGUCUGGAGCUGGGCCAUCUGCCCGCAUUAUCCAGCGCUGCGGCGACAACAACAACAACGAUGCGACACAGAAGCAGCGCCACAAGGAUACGCAAAAGACUUUGCCGCUGCAGUGGCCAGCGGCCAGAGAUGCAACCAGAGCCAGCGGCACAGCUCGAGUCGCCACUGGCGACAGCAACAGCCACAGCAACUGGAACUGCAACUGCAACUGCAACCACAAUACGACGCACCACAACGAGCCCAAGGAGCAGCCCCGGCCUCAGUCUGAGGCUGAUCGGCGCCACGGCGGCGCUGACCACGGCUGCCGUGCUGCACACAACGAACGCGCUGACCGCCACGGCCGGCGCCCUCGAUGCCGUCGCACUGCCGCUGCAAGGCACUGCCACGCCCCUGCCCGCCACACACGAUCUGAAUGCCACGCUGCUGAGCAGCACGUCCGGCGCGCUCUACAACGACAGCAGAGCCACGCUGGAUGCAGGACUUGCCGCAGCCGAGGGGGCCGAGGAUUGGUUCGACGAUCUGAUCUGGGUGCUCAAGGCAUCCGUCAUGCUGUUAAUCAUCAUUGCGGCCAUCUGCGGCAAUCUGCUUGUUAUUAUUUCUGUGAUGCGUGUUAGAAAAUUAAGAGUUAUAACGAAUUACUUUGUAGUUUCCUUAGCCAUGGCUGAUAUAAUGGUCGCUAUUAUGGCCAUGACAUUUAACUUUAGUGUGCAAGUAACUGGGCGCUGGAACUUCAGCCCCUUCCUGUGCGACCUGUGGAACAGCUUGGACGUGUACUUCUCAACUGCAAGCAUUUUGCAUUUAUGCUGCAUAUCAGUGGAUAGAUACUAUGCCAUUGUGAAGCCGCUCAAGUAUCCGAUUAGCAUGACAAAACGCGUGGUUGGCAUUAUGCUGCUGAACACAUGGAUAUCGCCGGCGCUGCUCUCGUUCCUGCCCAUCUUCAUCGGCUGGUAUACGACAGACAAGCACAAGGUAUUCGUGAAGGAGCAUCCCGAGCAGUGCUCGUUUGUGGUGAACACUUACUAUGCCAUCAUAUCGAGCUCGAUUUCGUUCUGGAUACCCUGCACCAUAAUGAUUUUCACUUAUCUGGCCAUUUUCCGUGAGGCCAACCGGCAGGAGAAGCAGCUGAUGAUGCGCCAUGGCAAUGCGAUGCUCAUGCAUCGCCCAUCGAUGCAGCCAUCAGGCGAGGCGCUGAGCGGCUCGGGCUCAUCGAAAACGUUGACACUGCAUGAGGUCGAGCAGGAGCACACCCCGACAAAGGACAAACAUUUAAUCAAAAUGAAGCGGGAGCACAAGGCCGCACGCACUCUGGGCAUCAUCAUGGGCACCUUCAUUCUCUGCUGGCUGCCAUUCUUCGUGUGGUACACGCUCUCCAUGACCUGCGACGCGUGCCAGGUGCCAGACAUUGUGGUCUCGAUACUCUUCUGGAUUGGCUACUUCAACUCCACGCUCAAUCCGCUGAUCUACGCGUACUUCAAUCGCGACUUCCGGGAGGCCUUCCGCAACACGCUGCUCUGCCUGUUCUGCAACUGGUGGAAGGACCGGCACAUGCCGCUGGACAUUGACAUACGGCGCUCCAGCCUGCGCUACGAUCAGCGCGCGAAGAGCGUCUACUCGGAGAGCUAUCUCAAUUCGAACACGCCCUCGCAUCGCCGCCAGUCACAGAUGGUGGACAACUUAUAAUACAGGGACGAGGCGCUGCUGACGCCCAUUGCCCAGCAGCAGCAGCGGCUGGCGGCUGGCGCCGCGCCCGGUUCCCGGCUGGAUAACCCCAGGCCCAAGCCCAGUCUGGGCAGCCUGUCGGCCGAGGAUGUGCAGGAGAUACAGAUCGAGAUACCCAUGGAGUACAUCAACAAAUGGAACAAGAACAACAAUGCAGCAGCCGCCACGGCCUCCAGUCAUGUGUAAGAGACUGCCAGCAGCAGCAGCAGCAGCAGCAGCAGCAGCCACA